Messenger RNA from Capsella rubella, 962 nucleotides. RefSeq names its product receptor like protein 42. Gene Ontology annotation, molecular function: protein binding. The transcript has a single exon. The record is from RefSeq and is a predicted model, not a curated record. Lineage: Eukaryota; Viridiplantae; Streptophyta; Magnoliopsida; Brassicales; Brassicaceae. The annotation marks the transcript as partial.
CAGAGUCUUCUCGUCUAUAAGUCAAGAGUUUCACCAAGACCAGAGAGAAAAAAAAAAACUUUGACUUGGUAUGUAUGGCAUAUAGACGUGUUUCCUUUCUGGCUCAAGGUUUUGCCGGAUUUGGAAGCCCUUACCCUCCGUUCAAACAUAUUCUAUGGUCCCAUAUCUCCUCCUCAAGGACCUUUAGGAUUUCCCAAGCUGCGGAUACUUGAUAUAUCAGAUAACAGCUUUACCGGAAGUUUGUCACCAGAGUACUUUGUAAAUUGGAGUGUAUCAUCAAACAUGAUAUAUGGAGAUGGGCGGAUGUAUAUGGGAGACUAUAAUAAUUCUCUCUAUCAGUAUCUUUUUACUUUAGACUUGCGAUACAAAGGUCUAUAUAUGGAGCAUAAAAAGGUACUUACUUUCUAUGUUGCAAUAGAUUUGUCUGGAAACAGACUUGGUGGACAGAUCCCAGAUUCUAUUGGUCUCUUGACGGCGCUCAUUGCACUCAACUUAUCCAACAACUCUUUCACAGGCCAAGUUCCGGUGUCUUUUGCCAAUAUUACCGAACUCGAGUCACUGGACCUGUCCCGAAACAAACUCUCGGGUAAAAUCCCUCAAGAACUAAGGACACUCUCGUUUUUGGCGUACAUAAAUGUCUCACAUAACCAAUUCACGGGCGAAAUACCAAAAGGGACACAGAUUAGUGGGCAGCCUAUAUCAUCCUUUGAAGGGAAUGCAUGGCUUUGUGGUCUUCCUCUCCAGAACAUUUGCUUUUCACCUAGUGCUCCCCCAACACAACAAGAAAAACACGAAGAUGACACAGAGGAAGAACAAGUGUUGAGCUGGAGAGCAGUAGCAAUAGGGUACGGGCCUGGACUACUGUUUGGAUUGGCAGUAGGACAUGCCAUUGCUUUAUAUAAGCCGGACUGGCUUGUCAAGAUAAUUGGUUCGGAUAGGUGCAGAAACCGUUAGAGUUGCUC